CGCGCGCGCCCAUGAACUGCACAUGCGCAGUCCAACGCCGGCGAUUUGUUCAUCCCCAUCAUCAGAAACCAUGGAGUCUUACGAUGUAAUUGCCAACCAGCCAGUGGUGAUCGAUAACGGAUCAGGAGUCAUAAAGGCAGGCUUUGCGGGCGAUCAAAUUCCAAAGUACUGCUUUCCAAAUUAUGUUGGGCGGCCAAAACAUGUGCGAGUCAUGGCAGGAGCCUUGGAGGGAGAUAUUUUUAUUGGUCCAAAAGCAGAGGAGCACAGGGGCUUGCUUACAGUCCGUUACCCUAUGGAACAUGGAAUUGUUAAAGACUGGAAUGAUAUGGAGCGAAUUUGGCAGUAUGUUUAUUCCAAGGACCAGCUUCAGACAUUUUCAGAAGAGCACCCCGUAUUGCUAACUGAGGCCCCCCUCAAUCCACGGAAGAAUAGAGAACGGGCAGCUGAAGUCUUCUUUGAAACUUUUAAUGUUCCAGCUCUGUUUAUAUCAAUGCAGGCAGUGCUUAGUCUGUAUGCAACAGGAAGGACAACUGGAGUAGUCUUAGAUUCUGGAGAUGGUGUCACCCACGCAGUUCCUAUUUAUGAAGGUUUUGCCAUGCCCCACUCCAUCAUGAGGAUUGAUAUUGCUGGUCGGGAUGUCUCUCGCUACCUGAGGCUAUACCUCCGCAAAGAGGGCUAUGAUUUCCAUACGUCUUCUGAGUUUGAAAUUGUGAAGACUAUCAAAGAGCGUGCCUGUUUCCUAUCCAUCAACCCACAAAAGGAUGAGACAUUAGAUACAGAAAAAGCACAAUAUACUUUACCAGACGGAAGCACAAUUGAGAUUGGACCAGCCCGGUUCCGAGCUCCUGAGCUGCUUUUUAGACCCGAUCUGAUAGGAGAGGAGUGUGAAGGCAUCCAUGAGGUGCUUGUGUUUGCCAUCCAGAAAUCGGAUAUGGAUUUGCGGAGAACACUCUUUGCCAACAUUGUCCUCUCUGGAGGAUCCACACUUUUCAGAGGAUUUGGGGACCGACUACUGAGUGAAGUAAAGAAACUUGCACCAAAAGAUGUAAAAAUCAAAAUUUCAGCGCCUCAAGAGAGGUUGUAUUCAACAUGGAUUGGUGGCUCUAUCUUGGCCUCCCUGGAUACCUUCAAAAAAAUGUGGAUUUCUAAAAAGGAGUAUGAAGAAGAUGGUGCCAGAGCAAUCCAGAGGAAAACUUUCUAAGUGCCAGAAGGUGCGGCCUGUUCCUUGAACUAAGCAUCUCCAAAGGGGGGCACGCUUGUCUGAGAGCUGGUGUGUGGCUGACUGUGUAUGAGAGAGAAAGGGCGAAAGUGAGAGAGAGAGAGAGAGAGAGCGAGUAAAAGAAGUAAAGGAAGGCAUGGAAGAGCUCAGCAGAGUGAAGAAGAUCUCCUCAAAAAAGAAAUAUAACACAAAAAAAAGUGAAGCCAUUGAUGACUAGCCUGGUCCCGUCCAUUUUUCUACGGCCUACCUCUAAGGCUGUUGUGAUCAUCUGUUGGUCUGUCGGGAGUACAUUUCUGCUACUGUUUUUCUUUGUACCAAAUAGACCACGUCAGGUUAUCUGAAAGUGCCCCUUGUCAAAACAGGAUGUUGCAGUGACGUUCUGCUCACGUUCUUCUCUCCAGCAAUGUGUUCAUUUCUAACUAACUAAGUGAUUAACUCAUUGGAAAAGAAAAAUGUCACCAUUUAGUGAGUUUUUUUUCAGAAAUGAAGAAACACCACACGAAGAGUGGACUUCAACAUGCGUCUAUGACCGCCACAGGCCUCUCUGCUUGCUUGCUUGCUAUCCAUCUGCCACUCAUGGAUCCCAUGUGACCAGAAUUUAUGACACUGGAGUCUUUAUUUCCAUCUGUAGGUAUUCUUGGGUAAAUUUUAGAAAUAUUUAGAAACACAAAGGAAGCUUUCAGUGUACUGCCUUGAGACGCAGCUUGUCGUUAUUUUUCAAGACAGUGCAAAAUUGUCAAACCGCUGUACAGUGGAACCAUUACAGCCCACAUUCAACUUGUGGAUUUCAAGAUCAGCAGGGUAGGGUAUGCCUUUUUGUAUCAAUUGUUUGGUUGCUCGGGUCUGGAUGCUGUCAUUUACAUUAGCCCCUCACACAGCCUCCAUAUUUGAGGUGCUUCCAAGGAUGACAUGUGAUGUUCCUGAUUAGAAUGGCCCACUGUGUUUGGUAACUCUAGGCUAUGUAAUAAUUUACAUUUUUUACUAUUCCAUUUGUAUGGUGACCCCUUUUCGUGAUUAAGCAGGCAUAGGAGAACAGCAGAUUAUAGCAAUGCAAGCUGUACAUUGGGGAGCAAACAAAUACAAGUUCUGGAAAGAAAUCUUGUAAUAAAAAAAACUGAUAACCCCACCCCCCCCACCCCCGCCCCAAAGCUGGACGGUAGUGAGGAAUCUUUGCUCGGCAGGGUACUGGAAUGCUGGCUGACAUUUCUAUUGCAUCUUUGAGUAAAUAAUCUCCACAGAGGGUGGGUUGGCCGUCUGUUCUCUGCUGCUGGCCUGUGCAGAAUCCCACUUCCCUUGGCAGCAUUGCCACCUGGUGGCCAACAAAGAGAAUGCGCAAGAAUUGCCCAGAAGUAUCUGGUUAGUUUACAGCAGGGGUCCUCAAUCAUGAUCCUGGAGGGCUGCAGUGGCUACAGAUUUUCAUUCUAGCUAGUUUCCUAAUCCUUGCUGAUAAUGAAACUUGAUAUUUAACUCGAUGUCUUGUUAGUGCUUUCAUUGAUCAAAGACAAAUUUUAGUUACAUUGUAGUACUAGGGUGUUGUACCAUGUUAGCCAUUAUGAAUGUAGAGAAAAGCCAAGCAAAAUGACACUUUUUAUUAGCUAACUAAAAAGAUUACAAUAUGCAAGCUUUCGAGGCAACUCAGGCCCCUUCUUCAGGCAAGAUGAUUGUAGAUUAGGGGGUCCUUAAUUAUAGUCCUGGAGGUCCACAGUGGCUGCAGGUUUUCACUUCAAGCAGUUUCUUGAAUAGAACCCAUUUAUUUACUACUACAGCAAUAUGUUUUUUGGGCUCAGUUUUAGUUAUCUUGCCUGUUACCAUUCUACUUUAAUUUUUAGUGACUGCAUUUAAGUUUUAAUUGUUGCCUGUUUUCUUAACCACACAUUAGUUAAUAAUGAAAUGCAGCUAACCAAUAAACCAGCAGUUCUUCAUUUUAAACCUGUGCAUAUGCACCAUG
Erpetoichthys calabaricus (reedfish) is the source of this 3167-nucleotide messenger RNA. RefSeq names its product alpha-centractin. Bases 23 to 1201 code for a protein of 392 amino acids. The transcript has 11 exons. The record is from RefSeq and is a predicted model, not a curated record. NCBI's taxonomy places the organism in Eukaryota, Metazoa, Chordata, Cladistia, Polypteriformes, Polypteridae.